Messenger RNA from Aspergillus caelatus, 2850 nucleotides. Its product is annotated as RING finger and CHY zinc finger domain-containing protein. NCBI's taxonomy places the organism in Eukaryota, Fungi, Ascomycota, Eurotiomycetes, Eurotiales, Aspergillaceae. Gene Ontology annotation, molecular function: zinc ion binding; ubiquitin protein ligase activity. The coding region runs from base 78 to 2291 and encodes 737 amino acids. The transcript has 3 exons. The record is from RefSeq and is a predicted model, not a curated record. Gene Ontology annotation, cellular component: nucleus. Gene Ontology annotation, biological process: protein ubiquitination; ubiquitin-dependent protein catabolic process.
CGGCAACUCAGCUUUUCAAAAGACUAGUUAGUACCGCCUAUGUUUUAUUCUCAGUCAAAUGUUGCCUCCGGCCCUUCAUGAGCGGGCUCAUCACUUCUUUGCUGAUCGAACCCGUCGUUCGGCAAGCCCGUCGUCUGUCACAGCAGACUGAAGAAUCCGGCUCGCCUGUUACUCAAGCUUCGAGCAUCUAUGAUUGGUAUUCUUCAGACAGAGGCGAAGACGACUGCGAUAACAUCGCGAGAGGUGUUAUGUCAUAUUCAGAGCAAGAAAUGCAUCCUAAUAUAGGGGCUUAUGGUGAAUAUGUAGCCUCCGAAGACAGCCCCUCGUCCGUUGUGCUUUGGCCGACUGGCUUCAACGACCAGAACCACGAAACCGAACCCCUUUCUCUGUCGCACCGUGCUAGGCAGAUAAUUGACAAUAACGUUUCUGAAAUCUCAGACAACCAUGCGGUUAUCAUACAUGGGAGCGAUUUGGCGGAACCACGGCUGGCCACCUCAGUUGCUAUCUCUACACACGAUGCCUCUCAACAAACAAGCUCAACCCUGCGGGGAACCCAGCGAGUAUCGCAGAGUCAUCUUAACCUAGUUGAUACGGGUGGACACUCUUCGCUUCCAGAAGACGAUGGAAUGGGUGCCUUGAGGAAAAAGAUCCAUGCCAUCCGGGAUCUAAACUACAGUAGCAUGGAGCAAGCACGUAUGAUCCACGACUUAAUGACAGAAAACUAUAAUGCUUCUCGAAGUAAUCUGGAUGACCAGACGAUAAGAAUAACACCGUCACUAUUCAGGCCCCCAAGCUCGGAUCGAUCUGUCAUUCCAAAUCACCGUUGGAGCAGUCAAUCGUUUGACCAGCAAUGCCUAACCCCUGCUACCCCAGCUUCGAUCGCACAUCAAGAAAAUCAGUAUUGUUUGACAGCUGAAGAUUUGAAACCAACUUUUUCCCCUAGAGAUGAAUUAGAACUGCCCCCUGAAGAUAUUGAUGAUACGGAUGCUGAAGAAUUCGAGGAGGCUUGUCUAGGUUGUCGACAUUAUAAAAGGAAUGUCAAACUACAAUGUUACGCUUGCAAGAAAUGGUAUACUUGUCGAUUUUGCCACGAUGAGGCAGAAGACCAUCACCUCGAUCGGCCAAAAACAGAAAGCAUGCUAUGCAUGUUAUGCGGGCAUGCUCAACCUGCCACGCAAUUUUGUAGGCAAUGCGGCGAACAAUCUUCGCAGUACUAUUGCAACAUCUGCAAGCUCUGGGACAACGACACUAGCAAAAGUAUCUACCAUUGCAAUGACUGCGGAAUCUGUCGAAUCGGCCAAGGCUUAGGCAAAGAUUUUUUUCACUGCAAGACGUGCUGCGUCUGUCUGCCUAUCUCGAUCGAGAAUACGCAUCGAUGCAUUGAGCGCUCGACGCAGUGUGAUUGUCCUAUCUGUGGGGACUACAUGUUUACAUCCCCUGAGACCGUCGUCUUUAUGCGGUGUGGACACAGCAUACACCAAAAGUGUCUUUCCGAGUAUUCAAAAAAUUCAUAUCGCUGUCCAAUAUGCAGCAAAACUAUAACGAAUAUGGAAUCUACCUUUCGAAACCUGGACCGUACGAUCCAAAGUCAACCUAUGCCCGCUGAGUUCAAUGACACAAAAGCCUUAAUCUACUGUAACGAUUGUGGUGCAAAGUCUGUCGUUAUGUACCACUGGCUGGGGCUAAGAUGUGAUAUGUGCGAAUCAUACAACACUGCUCAAAUUCGAUUAUUGAGCGGAAACGCACUGGAUUCAGUCGAAGAUGGUUAUGCGAGAGAAGGCUUCAUAGCGUCUCGAACAAGGUCAUCAUCUCAAGGCACGGGCAAUAUUGCGCUCCCAGUAUUGACAACAUCGAUACUUGACACCAACUCCGGCCAGGAUAUCCACUCAAACGCACGACCCAAUGCACCAAUAUCAGCUGAGUCAAGUGAGCGAUUCUCCUACAGUAUCAGUCGUGGCCGUGCUGUUUCCCCAGUGAUCAGUAACUAUUUUGGCAUACCCCCCGAUCGUGGCUCUGAGAGACCAAAGUCAACGUCAUUCUUUAAUGACCGAGCGCCCAAGGAGAAUGAAACCGAAAAUAGCGGCGAAAUUCGCUUUUGGGGUGCGAAGUUUAAGUACAGGUAUGGAUUUCUUAGUCGAGGGACUGAGUCGGUCGAUGGAACCUCAGAAGCCGGCAACGGUGAUGAUGAUGAUGAGCGGUCAUAUUGCAGCAACUCUGAGGAAGGCAACUCUGAGGAAGACGACGACGACGACGAUGAUGACGAGAAGAUAGAUAUCUUUGGACACAGGUGAAGACGACGAAAUAGCCAAUCUUCUCUCAAACGCCAUUACUGCUUUAUUAGUAGAUACCCAGCACAUUCGCUUUCAGUCAUGGGUCAAAUUGUAUGACGGCAGAGUAGCAUUCUACGCCUCUGUCUUUUCCCAUUUUAUCCCUUACUCACUUUAGUGUCGAUGAGCAUGUCUAGCAGUUCUGUGGUGUUCAUAAAGCAUUGGUGUCCUGGAACUUUGUCAGUACAAUCAAUUUUUGGUGCUUCAAAACUCGCUUCAUCGUCCGGGAGAACAGCGUUCGACUCGUAUGAGCCAGCCAUGGGACAUUCUCGGAUCUUACCAGAAACUUACGAUAACACUACACGGACAGGAGCUAGCGUGUCCGAGAGACUGUUUAAAUAUAAACUGGGAUGAUCAUAUAGGCGACUGGGGUUGAAUAGAGGCGUCGCUGUGCCUAUCACUGAAGCCAUACAACUUCAGCACCAAAAAGCUUUGUAUGUACAUAUAUUUGUCGAUGGGAACAAUGUUCCUUGUUUGUAAAGGAUCCCAGAAAAAGUGAACGUACGUGAUGAUGUCUAGUUAA